AUCACAAUCUCCACCCUUGCGUGUGUGUGUGCGAGUCUGGACAGCGGCGAUAACAUUGGGAACAGGGCAGGGUUUGUGUACUGGCCGUACAAUUCGCGUCGAGGUAUUCACAGUUUGCUCGAUUUCUCCUGGAUGAGAUAAAACAAGAUUGCAGCGAUUCAACGCUUUCAAUCUCCCGCCGCCGCUGCUGAUUUACGUCGCGUUGCAGGCGUUUUCUCACGCUUUUGGUUGCUACUGUAGCGUUCGUUCAAGUAGACGCUCGUGAUUAUUCUUGCUCAACUUUGACAAGUAUGCGGAGUCGCUGGGAAGGAAUGCAACGCAUUUGCAGGUUUUCAACAGCUCGCUCACCUCGACCCACCGCGGGCUCCUGCUUCUGCUGAAUCGUGACUGUUUCAGGUCGGCUGCAAAGCAACCCCCGGUGCGUUAACUCUGGCAAUGCUGCGGCUGCAAUCAAACUGAAACCAAGCAUGCAUUUUUUGUGAAAGGUGCGCACUCAGAAGUCCCGGAGCUAUUGUUCACCUGUGUUGCAACUGCAGAAGGAAGGGGUGCACGUCAACGCGACCGUGUAGCAUGCAUCGGACCAGCCCUGCGUUCUGCAGGCGUCGGAUAGAACCAUGAGGACGGAUGGAACUCACAGAAGACAAGCUGCUUUGUGACACUUUUACUGACACAAUGAUGAAUCAGGAGUCGUGCGGGAUCAUGUUAUCGGUUCCUGCCUUUGACCCGUGCCCGAAUCAGGGCAAUGUCCCACGCGAAGGGACAACCACCAGCAGCACCACCACCACCACCACAAGCAGCAAGGACGGUGUUCGUGUUGUUCCUGCAGCAGGGACUUUCUGGCAGGACUCUGCUGCAGUUGUCGGCGGUGGGACAGUGAUCGCCAGUCCCCGUGCCUCCAACUGUCCAGCAGACAGCGGCGGUGGGGUCGGGGGUGGUGGUGGUGGUGGUGGUGGUGGUGGUGGUUUGCUGACCACGGAGAAGUCGUGCAAAUUAGGCAGGCAGGUGACUGUGGCUUAUGUGAUAAACAGUGAACUGAGUCAGGGGAGCAAUGCAGAGAACCUGGCCCUGCGGUGUCUGAAAGACGCCUGUGACUCCCUGGGAAGUAAGUUGGAGACCGUGCACUUCGGGAAACUGGACUUUGGAGAGACGCUGGUGCUUGAUCGCUUUUACAACGCAGACAUCGCCGUGGUGGAGAUGACGGACGCCUUCCGCCAGCCCUCGCUCUUCUACCACCUGGGCGUGAGGGAGAGCUUCAGCAUGGCCAACAACAUCAUCCUCUACUGCGACUCCAACUCGGACUCGUUGCAGUCCCUGCAGGAAAUCAUUUGCCAGAAGAACACAACGUGCUCGGCCAACUACACGUUCAUCCCCUACAUGGUGACGCCCCACAGCAAGGUGUACUGCUGCGAGAGCAGCCUGAUGAAGGGCCUCACCGAGCUGAUGCAGCCCAGCUUCGAGGUGCUCCUCGGACCCAUCUGCAUGCCCCUGCUGGACCGCUUCGUCCAGCUGCUCAAAGUGCCCAAGGCCAACUCCCACCAGUACUUCCGGGAGACCAUCCUGAACGAGAUCCGCAAGGCGCGGGAGCUGUACACGGGCAUGGAGCUAGCGGCCGAGCUGGAGCGCAUCCAGCAGCGUCUGGACAACGUCGAGUGCCUGUCCUCGGACAUCGUGAUCAACCUGCUGCUGUCCUACCGGGACAUCCAGGAUUACGAGUCGAUCGUGAAGCUGGUGGAGACGCUGGAGAAGCUGCCGACCUUUGACCACGUGGCCCAUCCUCACGUCAAGUUCCACUACGCUUUCGCACUGAACCGCCGUAACCUGCCCGGCGACCGGCAGAAGGCCCUGGACAUCAUGCGGCCUCUGGUGGAGGGCGAGGAGCAGGUGGCAUCUGACAUCUACUGCCUGGUGGGACGCAUCUACAAGGACACCUUCCUGGAGUCGCACUUCAGCGACACGGAGAGCCGCGACUGCGGCAUACGCUGGUUCAAACGGGGCUUUGAGUCGGAGCCCACCCUCCACUCGGGCAUCAACUACGCCGUGCUACUGCUGGCCGCCGGCCACCAGUUCGACACCUCCUUCGAGCUCCGCAAAGUCGGGGUGAAGCUGAGCAGCCUGCUGGGGAGGAAGGGCAGCCUGGACAAGCUCCAGAGCUACUGGGACGUGGGCUUCUUCCUGGGCGCCAGCGUCCUGGCCUCCGACAACACCAGGGUGAUCCACGCCUCGGAGAAGCUCUUCAAAUUAAAAGCCCCCAUCUGGUACCUGCGGUCGCUGGUGGAGACCAUCCUCAUCUACCAGCACUUCAAGAAGCCCACGGUGGAGCAGCCGGUGCCCAAGCAGGAGCUGGUGGACUUCUGGAUGGACUUCCUGGUGGAGGCCACCAAUAAGGAAGUCUCCUCCGUGAGAUUUCCGGUGCUGAUCCUGGAGCCCACCAAGGUGUACCAGCCCUCCUACCUCUCCAUCAACAACGACGUGGACGACAACACCGUGUCCAUCUGGCACGUCGCCCCCGAGGACAAGAACAAGGGCUUCCACGAGUGGAACUUUGGGGCCACCUCCGUGCGAGGCGUCAGUAUCUCAAAGUUUGACGAGCGCAGCGCCUUCCUCUACGUCGUCCACAACACAGAGGACUUCCAGAUCUACUUCUGCACCGAGAUGCACUGCAAAAGGUUCUGUGACCUGGUCAACAGCCUCACGGAGGAGGCCUGGAGGGGGCCCGAGGAGGGGGACUGCGACGCCGAGGCCUUGGAGGUGAGGGGAGGAGGAGCACACAACCAGGCAGGGCUGGACCAUUUGGGGAAACAAUCGAAUUGCGAUUAUUUUGACCAAUAUUGUGAUUGCGAUUUAAUGUGCGAUUUAUAUAAUAUAUUAAGUUCGUUAUGUUGUGUAUUAUUCACUAAAAAAAUAGUAAAUCAUUCUUUAUAUGAGGAGGGGGUGCAACAGGCUACGUUCCUCAUCGUUGAAACUGAAUUGUGGUGUUCCUGUGUGUGUGCAGGGAGUCUCUCUGCCCUGCUGCGUUCCAAAUGGGGCCCGCUGAAGAACAACGAAGCCACCAUCGGCUUCUACACCAAGCAGAUCCUGGAGGGCCUCAAGUAUCUCCAUGACAACCAGAUAGCGCACAGGGACAUCAAGGGGGACAACGUGCUGAUCAACACCUACAGCGGCGUGCUGAAGAUAUCUGACUUCGGGACGUCCAAGCGGCUGGCGGGGAUCAACCCCUGCACAGAGACCUUCACCGGCACACUGCAGUACAUGGCCCCGGAGAUCAUAGACAAGGGCCCGCGGGGCUACGGCAAGCCGGCAGACAUCUGGUCCCUCGGAUGCACCAUCAUAGAGAUGGCCACGGGGAAACCCCCCUUCUACGAGCUGGGAGAGCCCCAGGCCGCCAUGUUUAAGGUGGGCAUGUUCAAGAUCCACCCGGAGAUCCCUGCCUCCAUGUCCCUGGAGGCCAAGGCCUUCAUCCUGCGCUGCUUCGAGCCGGACCCGGACCGCCGUGCCACGGCGCUGGACCUGCUCACCGACGAGUUCCUCACCGUCACCAGCCGCAAGAAGAAGGGCAAGAGCAGCUUCACAGCCCUGAUGCCAGGAUCAGAGUACCUGCGCAGCAUCUCCUUGCCGGUGCCGGUGGUGGUCGAGGACACCAGCAGCAGCAGCGAGUACGGCUCCGUCUCCCCCGACAACGACCUCAACACCAACCCCUUCAUCUUCAAGCCCAGCGUCAAAUGCUACAGCGAGAGGGACGUCAAGGGCCCGCGCUCGCUCUUCCUCAGCAUCCCCGUGGAGAACUUUGAGGACCACAGCGCGCCACCCUCCCCCGACGAGAAGGACUCAGGGUUCUUCAUGCUGAGGAAGGACAGCGAGCGGCGGGCCACGCUGCACCACAUCCUGACCGAGGACCGCGACACCGUGGUGGGGAACAUCAUGGAGGCCCUGCACCAGGGCUCUGAGGAGAGCCGUCUCCGGUGCAGCCACGUCUCCACGCUGGUGGUAAGCCUGGCCGACUUUGUGCGCGCGGCCGACCGCAAGAUCAUCGCGGGCACGCUGUCUCAGCUCAAGCUGGAGCUGGACUUCGACAGCGCCGCCAUCAGCCAGCUGCAGGUGGUGCUGUUUGGCUUCCAGGAUGCGGUCAACAAAGUGUUGAGGAACCACAACAUCAAGCCUCACUGGAUGUUCGCCCUGGACAACAUCAUCCGCAAGGCUGUGCAGACAGCCAUCACCAUCCUGGUGCCAGAGCUGAGGCCCCACUUCAGCCUGGCGUCGGAGGGCGACGCCGCCGACCCGGAGGACGCCGACGACGACUACGGCUACGGGGGCGGGGGCCGGGCGGCGGCCCAGCGGGGCCGGGGCCGGGGCCCCUCGCCGGCCCCUCCCCCCACCCCGCACGACGACACGGUCGGCACGUCGGGCGUGAGCACGCUCAGCUCCACCGUGUCCAACGAGUCGCCCGCCGCCUGCCGCUCCAUCAGCAUGGAGCUGGGCCGCAUGAAGCUGGAGACCACCCGACUGCUGGAGCAGCUGGUGGAGCGCGAGCGGGAGUACCAGGCCGUGCUGCAGCAGGUGCUGGAGGAGAGGGAGCAGGACAUCCAGCUGCUCAGACUGCGCUCUCAGACCCCAGAGCGCCUGAAGCAUCUCGUAGACCCGGUGGGACGGCCGAGUCCCGGUGCAGAGACGCCCCAGGACCCUGAGCUCAGCGGCUGGCUCGGAGACCACGGUGUGGACCAGGAGGCCAUAGAGAGGCUAGUACAGGAAGAAUACACAUUGGACGACAUCCUCCACAAUGUGACGAGAGACGACCUGAAGUGUUUAAGACUCAGAGGGGGGGUGCUCUGCAAGCUGUGGAAGGCCAUCAAGGACGACAGGAAGAACCCGGGAUGAGGCGUGACCGGGACCCGGGACCUGGUCACCUAGCAACAGCCCAACGGCCCCCCUCUCUGUUCCACCGAGUGCUUCGGCGCCGUCCUCUUGCUGUCCUGUUUUGUUACCAUCAUGCUUUCUUAAACCUCAGUAUUUAUUCCAAAAGGGACCCUUUGACUUAAAGGCGCAGCGGACCUGUCGUGUGUGCGCACCCCGUUUUUGCGGGGUACCGUCGUUUUCAAUUCUCGUGGAGAGUUUAUGGAAUCGUGUUUUUUUUAUUUAAGGCUCACUUGAGCUUUUACUUUGAAAGUGUAUAGCAGAAGAAAAGGGACAAACAGUUGAAGUGCCACUAAUGUUUGUUUUUGUUUGUUUUCAGCCAUUUAGCUGAGAAUUAGUCAAGCGUAACAGCUGACGCCCCUGAGAAUUCACCCUGAUCACAUUCGUUUUCUGUAAAUCACUGUUGGGAGAUAGAGACGAAAGGCGCUUAAAAUUUAGAUGCUCGUAUUUAUUUGUUUACAGAAUUGAUUUUAAAUGAAUUAUCUUCAAGCCAGCCUGUUGGUUUAUCCUCAUUACCAAUUAACUUUAUUAGGAUGGAAAUCUUAUAAUCACUACUUUAUUUUAAUGAUGUUUUAAUAUUGACCUUCAUGGCGUAUCUUUUGUUUUUUUAUUUAACUUUUAACUUUGUAUUUGUUUUUCAACCUUUUGUUAAGAGCCAAUUUUGUUUACUGUCAUUUGUGGUAUGUUCAUUUGUGGGAUGAAGGUUAUAGGUAGAUAUCUUAAAUAUGUGUUCAUGUUAUUUGUAAUGCCAUCAGAAAACAGGGCUAGAUAAUGUCUGUGUGCAUUGAAUCAUUCUUAAUAUACUAAACGUUUGAAACAUACAUUGUUUAAGUAUUUUAGAGCUAUUGCAGACGAUUGGACAUAAGUUGUAUACUUUGUAAGCUUAAACCAGCCCAGUGGGUCCACAUAAUUGUUUUCAUUGUACAUUGACACUAUAUUAUUGGUGUUUUAACCGAUUAUGAUCAGAAAUCUAAUUAUUUAAUUCAGUGUAUAACUUCAAAAUGUGCAUUACAUUAUAAAUUGUCAAGUUUAUCACUUGUUUAUAUUAUUUAAUGCUUUAAUUGAAUAAUGAGGAAAAUAGUUGAGGACACCUGUCAGUUUUGUUUCUUAUUUAUUUGAGCUAAUGAAUUUGUGCACAAUAAAUAUAUUUUGUCUUGUACCUGAAA
Messenger RNA from Gadus macrocephalus (Pacific cod), 6074 nucleotides. RefSeq names its product mitogen-activated protein kinase kinase kinase 5 (gene map3k5). Lineage: Eukaryota; Metazoa; Chordata; Actinopteri; Gadiformes; Gadidae. The record is from RefSeq and is a predicted model, not a curated record. Gene Ontology annotation, molecular function: MAP kinase kinase kinase activity; ATP binding. Gene Ontology annotation, biological process: cellular response to stress; MAPK cascade; protein phosphorylation. The coding region runs from base 625 to 4872 and encodes 1415 amino acids. The transcript has 28 exons.